UCGGCAGCAUUAUGCCGGAUUUGUCACACGGAAUGUGAAAGCACCCGAGACCCUUUUGUUUCGCCAUGUCGCUGCUCCGGUAGCCUACUCUACGUUCAUCGGAGUUGCCUCGUGCACUGGCUUGAACUAUCUACUCGCAAAAUGAUGCCAUCACCACGUUGUGAAUUAUGUGGUUACAACUACAGACGCCGUAACUACAUCAAUCUAUCUUCACUACAUUUUCCUCACCUUUCGACUAGGGAUCGCCUUCUGAAUAUACUUUUCAUCAUAGUCUUUAUUAUUAUGGUUGUCUGUGCCGUUUUAUCAAUACAUUUCCUUCAACUCUCCGACACUUUCGCACUUUUGCUAAAGGAGACAGGGUGUCUAGCUGAACAUGCUUUCGAUAUAUUUCUUGUUUUCAGAGGAUAUCGUGUCGUCUCAUCCUCCCUCUCCGACGACGACGUGACGGUUGUAGUCUGUUCAGUACUCUUCUUCGCGGCGUUUUUCAUCGCCGUCUUCACGCAGUACAGGGCUGAAGCGUCUGUGUGUCGAGUGCUGUUCCGAUGUUGGACAACUAACAUAAACUGGACCAUUCGCCACUAUGACAUAAGGUUCGUGAGAUUCAGAUCACAGAAUCUAGGACAACUUUCAAAACAGUAA
Messenger RNA from Haemonchus placei, 639 nucleotides. Lineage: Eukaryota; Metazoa; Nematoda; Chromadorea; Rhabditida; Trichostrongylidae. The record is from the annotation of a GenBank genome assembly.